AUGGGGGCUUCGCUGCACUUCUUUUCUUUGCUGCUCCCCGCAGUCAGUUGGCUGCAGAGCACUGCAGCAGCACAGCAGCAGCAGCAGCACCAGCCCGUCACCUUCGGCAGCGCAAUUAUUCUUGAACACGAGGCCACGCGACACAAACUGUACUCGGGGAAGAUAUCCUGGAGCUCCGCCUCGGCUGGGCAGGCAGUGACAGCGCAGCCCAGCAGCGACUCCCCCUCCUUCUGGCUCGUCCGGCCGCCGCCGCUGAAGGGCCCCGAGCCCUUUGACCCGCAGCAGCAAAAGGGGGGUGCUGCUGCUGCUGCUGCUGCUGCUGCUGCUGCUGCGGGGUACGCGGGGGCCGGCGCUGCAGUGCCCUGCGGCGCUGCUGUUGCGCUGCAGCACGUCGGCAGCUGGGCGACGCUGCGAGCAGCACAGGCGGAGGCCCCGCUCUCGCCCAACUACGAAGUUGCGGCGGCGCCCAACCCUGAAGGCUUGUCUGGGGUGUUCGUGGUGGAGUGUACAGACAGCAAUGACUUCUGGCGAACGGGGCAGCCAGUCAAGUUGAAAAACAAACUUUUGAAUUCCAAUCUUCAGGCCUCAACGCAGCAUAUGUUCAACUACAGCAACUGCGGGAGGGGCUGCCCCAUUGCGCAGCACUUGGAGGUUUCUGUUUCGAAGGCAAGGCCCUCGGGCUGGUCGUGGGGCAAAGACCCGGACUUGUGGGUGGCGCAGCCGCACCUGCUGUUUGCUGCUGAGGGUGCAGCAGCAGCAGCAGCAGAGGGGGACUUCCGAGAUGAACUCUAG
Molecule: messenger RNA, 792 nt
Organism: Eimeria tenella
Lineage: Eukaryota; Apicomplexa; Conoidasida; Eucoccidiorida; Eimeriidae
Exons: 5
Coding region: 1-792 (263 amino acids)
Source: RefSeq, a predicted model, not a curated record